Molecule: messenger RNA, 1899 nt
Organism: Rotaria sordida
Lineage: Eukaryota; Metazoa; Rotifera; Eurotatoria; Philodinida; Philodinidae
Source: the annotation of a GenBank genome assembly
AUGAAUAACAACAAACAACACUCACUAAUCUAUAAUUCAACAUUGCUUGAUUCAUUAAAUUUACAUACAAGUUCUACAUCUUCAUUCUUAACAUCAACCAAAGAUCAAGAACCAACAUUAACUAAUUUAUUAAAUAAUAAUCGUAGAAAAGCCAUUAUACCUACACCUAAUCGACCAACAAUUGUAUCACAAUCAAUUUUUCAUAAAAAUCCUGAUAAUGAAUCAACAAUAAAUACAAUUACUGACCAUAUCGACUGUGAAUCUUCUAAAGUUGCAAACAAUUCGUCUAAUACUAUUAAACAAGACGAAAUUAUUACCAGUAAAGAUCAUCAAUUACAAAUAGCACAAAACGAAGAAGAACAUCAUUUCGAUACAUUUAUUUUACAACAUUUUGUUCCAUUCUCUGGUAAACAAUCAGUUAAUCAAUGGUUAGAUGAAACUGAAAGUAAAUUUAACCAAUUCAAAAUUUCCCGACAUUUACGUUUCGAAUCAAUCUCACUUCUCGUUGAAGGGGAUGCUAAACGUUUUUAUAUUAAAAAUCGUAACGAAAUUCGUUCUUAUGACGAUUUUUACGAAUUUUUAUUAUUACAUUUCGAUAAAAAUAGUUCCAAUUCUUCUCAAGAACAAUCUCAUUCAACAUGUAUUAUUAAUACUUCCAAUCAACAAACAUCAAAUCACGCUGAACAAACUAUCGAUUCUACAGAAAAAUCAACAGAUAGUUAUGAUACCACAACAUUUACUCGUCCAUCAUCUACACAUCCUCCCACUACUGUUGUUGAUGUUGGUGCCACCAAUAUUACUGGUGAGAUACUAGACCAUAAAUCAACAACCAUUAUUACAGAUACUCCCACAAUUCUGUUUGAUCAAACUACGAAUGAUCUUCGAAAAGCAAUUCUAGAGGAUUUCAUUAAACAUCCUAAAAUAUUUAAAGGUGGUAAAGAUAAUGUAAAUAAAUGGAUCGAGGAUAUCGAACACAUGUUAGAUAUCGCACAUGUUCCCGAUCCUAGUCGAUUAGAUUUAAUCUCCUAUUCUUUACGUGGUGAUGCUCUUCAAUGGUACAAAAAUAAUAAAACUUUAUUUACUUCGUGGUCAACUUUUAUAUAUGAAAUUAAACGAACAUUCACUUCCUCGUUUCAUGAAGAAUUAGCAUUCAAAAAAUUGGAAUCCUAUACCCAAGGGGACAACCAAUCAAUUCGAAAUUUCUUCAAUGAAGUAUUAAAGUUAUGUAAAGAAGCUGAUCCUACUAUGAGCGAAACAACCAAGUUAAAAAAUCUUCUCAAUAAAACCAAAUCAACAAUCCAAUUCGAAGUUCGAAAGAAAAAACCUACUACCACUGCUGAGUUUCUUGAAUACGCUAAAGAUGUAGAAGAAUUAUUUCAAUUAUCAAACAUUACCAUCGAUAAUAAUAAUAGCAUUUCGUCGAUUCCUAAAGGACAACAAGCAUCUUCCUUAACUAAUGUAUCUACAUCAGGUACUACAUAUUACAAUAAUUCGUAUUCAAACAAAUAUACACCUGAAUAUUCAAACAAGCUUCGCAACAACAAUAAUAACACUUUUACUAAUAGAACUAAUCGAAAUAAUCCACAAUCAUCAACAUUUACUUCAUCAUUUUCACGUUCACCUCAAUCGUCAACAAAUCAAUCAAGAAUUACGACUCAACAAUAUCCAUCAAAUAAAUAUAAGUCUUUAUUUAAUAAUACUAGUAGUGGUCAGCCUCGAUCUAAAACAUAUCAAAUAAAUUCUUCAAGUACUAAUCAACCACGUCAACGUACUGCAAAUACACUUUUUUCACUAGAUACACCACCUGAUACUAAAUUGGAACAAGAAUCUUUUCCAUCUAUCCUUUGUACACAAUGUAAUCAAUUUGGACAUGAAGCUUCUUCAUGUCAAAAUUUUUAA